AUGAAGCUCGCCCUCGCCCUCGUCCUCGCCCCCGCCGCCGCCUUCCAGGCGCCGGUCGCCCAGAAGGCGUCCGUCGUCGUCAAGGACUCCAUCGGCGUCGACCCCGGCCCGAUCGAGCCGUCCGGCCUCUUCUGGGAGGACAAGGAGUCCCUCGCGCGCCGCCGCGCCGUCGAGAUCAAGCACGGCCGCAUCUCCAUGAUGGCGUUCCUCGGCAUGAUGGUCCAGGAGCUCGGCAUCACGUUCCCCGGCUCGAUCAACCUCGACGGCUCGGUCCAGUUCUCGGACAUCCUCAAGGACGGCAUGGGCUUCGCCGCGCUCGCCAACGUGCCGACGCUCGGCCUCGUGCAGAUCCUCGCCUUCGGCGGCAUCGCCGAGACGGUCGCCAUGCCCGCCACGGAGUACACGGGCGGCCCCCAGAACCUCCCCGGCGGCUACGACGGCUCCGCGGGCACCAUCCCCGGCGGCUACCCCUUCACGACCCAGAUCGAGGACCCCACGGCCCGCACGCGCGCGCUCACCUGCGAGCUCCAGAACGGCCGCGCCGCCAUGAUGGGCGUCACGGGCGCGAUGAUGCACUCCCAGCUCGACUCGUGCGACCACCACUUCUUCUACCCCAUCACGCACAACUAGGCGC
Messenger RNA from Aureococcus anophagefferens, 634 nucleotides. RefSeq lists its product as hypothetical. The transcript has a single exon. The record is from RefSeq and is a predicted model, not a curated record. Lineage: Eukaryota; Pelagophyceae; Pelagomonadales; Pelagomonadaceae. Gene Ontology annotation, biological process: photosynthesis, light harvesting in photosystem I; response to light stimulus. Gene Ontology annotation, cellular component: membrane. Bases 1 to 630 code for a protein of 209 amino acids.